AUGAUCUGUGCCUGCGACGUAGAGGUAUCUCCGGCUAAAUGUAACUGUCCGGAUGAAUCGAUUACGAACAUUCGAGCUGACAUCUCCCACGUGUUUCCUAUCUCCAGUCCCUUCAUGAGACUGCUUAAGAAGGGCAACUCUUUGGCAGCAUUGUCGUCAAGAGAAGAAAUGAUCAUCGCAUUAGAGUCCACCUACAUGCGCGACAGCGCCGAGUACAUCGUCCAGCAAAACUGCAGCAUAUCGUUGGCACCGUUAACUGGAUGUUACAACUGUCAAGAAGGAGCCACAUUAACUGCGUUUUGCCAUACGAACAUACAUUCCUGGAUAGUAGUCCAUUGCGAGCAACACACAUUUUCAAUCGAGUGCGAUGUCACCAAUAAAACCACUCUACUGGCCCUUGAUUUUCAGCAGGCAGUGGUGCGCCAAGAAUGUAGUGUGGAAUGCGACGAGCGUUUGCAAAAAAUACCGUUACAAGGAACUCUUGCAUUUCUUCCACAUAUCAGUGACGAACAAAUUUUUGAGUCACAUGUGAGCUCCUGGACACCGUCGUCCACAUGGCUUCAGGACUGGAGAAUUCCCGACUUCACGCCUAUCAUAGAUACGAUUAAGAACCACUGGAAAACUUCACUUGUCCUUUUCGGAACAGCCGCAGUAAUAGCAGCGGCUAUAUACGCCAUGGGACCAGCAAUACUUCUUGCUGUCAUCCAGGUAACACCGAAAAUUCUCGGAUUUACCCUGAAGAUUACGGCCUCUGCACUUCACAUCACAUGGUUGCUCGUGAAACACACGACCAGUUGCGUAAAACGCGCUUUGGCUGUGCACAGGUCGCGAAGAAACGAUUAA
This is a messenger RNA of Ostertagia ostertagi, 843 nucleotides long. Lineage: Eukaryota; Metazoa; Nematoda; Chromadorea; Rhabditida; Trichostrongylidae. The record is from the annotation of a GenBank genome assembly.